AUGGUGAAGAUCUCUAUCGAGCCUGUUUUCUCAAAAAAGUCUGCAGCAACAGGCAAGAGCAUAGAGAGCAUAGAGGAGGUUAUGAAGGUAGUGAAAUGGAUUGCUGAUGUAGAUUCCGAGAUUAAAAAGAUGAUGGUGUUUUCGAAAGAGUUCGCUCUGUCGAUAAAUGUGCUUUCUCUUUUGAUCAAUUUGAUGAAGGAAGAGAUAAAAAGUCAUACAGCAAAAUUUAUGCACAAAACAUUUUUAUCUUGGAAAACAUAUCUCGACGAAACAGAGUUAACACUGCAAAACAAUCACAAUAGCAAGCUUGAUACGAAGUUGGUGACAUCAAUCCAGAAGCACAUCAAUUCUCAAGAGAGUAGUGAAGAGAAGAGUCAUCCGCUAUUUAAAGAUGUAUUGGCGGUCGAUCCGAACUUGAAGAAGGAGAAGGAGAUCACGAUGAUGCCAUCCGAUCUUUCUCUAUCAUCUUCUUUUCAUGUCGAGAACUCUUGUUCGAUACUCAGAUUACAGCAGCAAAGAAAGACGAGACGCAGCUGGUCCAAGGAUUUGCAUGAGCUGUUUCUCGUCGCCCUUAAACAGCUUGGUGGUUCCCAAACAGCCACUCCAAAGAGGAUAAGAGAAGUGAUGAAGGUGAAUGGGCUCACAAAUGAUGAAGUGAAAAGCCAUCUACAGAAGUAUCGAUUAUACUCUCAAAAGAACGCGAAAGCAUCACACAUUGUGGAUCGAUCACUUCGUCUGUACGGAGGAGUUCCUCGAGAACAUUAUGCUACCUGGAAUCAUACUGCUUCGAGGUCUCCUGAAAGCCCCUUGGAGUUCGAGAAAGUUGAUGAUGAACUCUGCUUUAAGGAGGAGUCGGCGGACUCAGGGAAAGAUGUUCGAAGUCAACAAGCACUUACAUUUCCGGUGAAGGGGACAUAG
This is a messenger RNA of Ananas comosus (pineapple), 918 nucleotides long. RefSeq lists its product as uncharacterized. NCBI's taxonomy places the organism in Eukaryota, Viridiplantae, Streptophyta, Magnoliopsida, Poales, Bromeliaceae. The record is from RefSeq and is a predicted model, not a curated record. The transcript is spliced from 5 exons. Gene Ontology annotation, biological process: regulation of DNA-templated transcription. Bases 1 to 918 code for a protein of 305 amino acids. Gene Ontology annotation, molecular function: DNA-binding transcription factor activity; DNA binding.